Osmerus eperlanus (European smelt) is the source of this 7626-nucleotide messenger RNA. Its product is annotated as microtubule cross-linking factor 1. The coding region runs from base 474 to 6542 and encodes 2022 amino acids. Gene Ontology annotation, biological process: regulation of autophagy. The record is from RefSeq and is a predicted model, not a curated record. The transcript is spliced from 15 exons. Lineage: Eukaryota; Metazoa; Chordata; Actinopteri; Osmeriformes; Osmeridae.
UCAAGUCUCAGACCGCAGCGAUUGCAGAUUUUACAUGUCAGAUAGAAGUGUGAAAGGGCAAGAGACGGGGAGCGGACGAACAGGGGCCCAAGAGGUGACGAAACCGAAGAAUGGGGUAUUCAAAUCGGGGAUAAAGAGAAGUCUGCAUUUAUUUUAUUCCGACUAAGCUUUGCGAGCAGUGACUGCAAUCUGGUUCAUCAUUUUCCUUCUGAUAAAUCCAUGUAUUACAGGGAUUCCUUCAAGGAGACAGCACGGAGCCGGGCUAGAGGGGAGCACAAUGACAACCUGGUGAAUGUAUACAAUUGGAUUAAAUAAAGCAGCGCGAAAACGCAGUAUGCGCAUCACCAACCCGAAGUGAUGAAUAGCAAAACAGGGAAACAAGACUGUAUUUGUGGUGUUGCCUGUCCAGAGUAUUUUGCUGUGCUGAGGAUCGAUCUAUUUCUCCAUCAUCCUCCCCUUGGUGUUGGAAUAUAAUGGAGAGCUCCAAUGGCUCUGGCAGUGAAACCAAACCGCAAAACCACCAGUUGGAAAAGAAACGGUUGAACAGAGCACCUUCCCCGGCAAGACCUUUUCUGAAGGAUGUCCACUCCCGGUCGCCUAAACCACCUGCAGUUGUACCAAAAUCCCCCAAAUUGAAUAAGCAGCAAUCAUCCACAGUGCCCUUAACCAAUCGCAGCUCCAGACGCACCAUAACUGGAGCGAAAGACAAACCAGCAACGGUAAAAAGUAACAUCAAGUCCUCUAUCACAAAAAAGAUUAUAAAGGUCACCCAACAUGCAGCACUUGAACCUAAAAUCGCCAGCAAAGUGGACAGCAGCAGUCCUAUCCUCGUCAAAGGCAAGAAGGGAAAAUUAGCCCCACUAUCUCAUAGUCCGUUCAGCCAUGGUUCUCCAAUACGUGUUCCAACUGGUGCUACCCUCGGCAGGGUUAGUCAAACUGACAGCAGCUCAGAUUUAUCAGAUUGUCCUUCGGAACCGUUGUCCGACGAGCAGAAGCUCGUUCCGGUUGCUAGUAGCGAUGCAGAGUCGGGCACCGGCUCUGGCAGUGACCGGGAUCAGGUGGGAGCGGAUAAUCCGCUGCAGGCAGCAUCAUCCUCAGAAGCAACCGGAGGGGCUGUUGCUCCAUUGCGCGUAGUGGAGACUGGCGCGGCGGCGGCUUCUCAGGCGAAGGGAAGCAUGUCUCAUGCUCAGCACAGCACAGGUGCACACGGAGAGAAAUGUAAACAGGAGAAUCCAUCAACAAGCGCACAAUUUAAACAGGAAGGAAGCAAGUAUUUAAUUGAGGAGGAUUUGCUAAGGGAGAUUGAAGAUCUUCGUUCAGAAAACGACUACCUCAAGGAUGAAGUGGACGAGCUGCGGGCAGAGAUGGAGGAGGUGCGGGACAGCUACCUGGAGGAGGAGGUGUACCAGCUGCAGGAGUUGCGCCGCGAGCUGGACCGCUCCAACAAGAACUGCCGCAUCCUGCAGUACCGCCUGCGCAAGGCUGAGCAGAGGAGCCUGCGGGUGGCCCAGACCGGCCACGUGGACGGGGAGCUGCUCCGCAACCUGGAGCAGGACCUGAAGGUGGCGAAAGACGUGUCGGUGCGUUUACACAACGAGCUGGAGAGCGUGGAGGACAAGCGCACCAGAGCGGAGGACGAGAACGAGCUCCUCAGGCAGAAGAUCAUCGAGGUGGAGAUCUCCAAACAGGCACUGCACAACGAGCUGGAGAGGGCCAAAGAGACUGCUUUAAGGAGGAGAGGGAGCAGAGAAGCAUUCAAGGACAAGAAAUCCAUUAACCAGGAGGACAGUGCAGACCUCCGGUGUCAGCUCCAGUUCUCCAAGGAGGAGUCCACCUUGAUGAGGAAGAAGAUGGCCAAGCUGGGCCGGGAGAAGGAUGAGCUGGAGCAGGAGCUGCAGAAGUACAAGUCCGUGUACGGGGACGUGGACAGCCCCCUGCCCCUGGCCGACUGCCCCGGCGGGGGGCCCCACAGCACCCGGGAGGCCGAGCUCCGCCUCAGGCUGAAGCUGGUGGAGGAGGAGGCCAACAUCCUGGGCAGGAAGAUCGUGGAGCUGGAGGUGGAGAACCGGAGCCUGCGCUCGGAGAACGACGACAUCCGCUGCCAGUACGAGAGGGACUGCUUCGGCCGCGAGCCCUUCUCCAGCGUGCCCUCCUCGCCGUACGGCGGCGACGCGCUCGACUCGGCCAGCGAGCUGCGGCGCCACCUGCAGUUCGUGGAGGAGGAGGCGGAGCUGCUGCGGCGCUCCAUCUCCGAGAUCGAGGACCACAACAAGCAGCUGACCUCCGAGCUCAACCGCUUCAAGUUCGGCCCCGGCGUGGGCUCGGCCGGGGGCGAGGAGGCGGCGGGCGGAGAGGCGGGCCUCUACAAGCCCGGCAACGGUAACGGCGGGAGCGGGGUGCUGAUGGAGGAGCUGAAGGCUGCCCGGAUGCAGAUCAACGAGCUGAGCGGCAAGGUGAUGAAGCUGCAGUACGAGAACCGCGUCCUGAUGUCAAACGUGCAGCGCUACGACCUCGCCGCUCACCUGGGCCUGCGGACGGGCAGCCCUCACGACGGCGACGCCGAGAGCGACGCCGGGCGCCGGGAGGCCACAGAGGACGAGGAGGCGGGCCGGAUGCUCCUCCUGCACCCCAAGCGGGAGGGGCCCGUGGGCGGCGAGAGCGACUCGGAGGACCUGUUCGAGAAGACGGCCACCACCUCGGGGUUCGCCAGCGUCAAGCCCUCCGACGGCAGCGAGCUCAGCGCCGCCGAGCUGGCCAAUCGCAGGAGAGAGGAGCGCGAGACGUUCAACAACGUGAAGCGGGAGGCGGAGCGUCUGGGGAAGACGGUGGACCGGCUGAUCACAGACACCGACAGUCUGAUCUAUGACGGCAAGCUGAUUGUGACUGGCGCAGAGAGCCUGGAGGGCGGGGCCUUCAGGGGCGGGGAUCACUCUGCAGGGGGCGGGGCCAAAUCCGACUCCCAAGUCCUGGACACCAUCAACUCUCGUAUGAAGUCCUUCCGCACGGAGCUGCACAUCUUCAUGGAGAAGGUGGACCACCUGGGGGAGGGCAUGAGGGACAGGGUGGAGGACCUCUCGCCCAUGCCCAACCUCACAGAGUCCAGCAGUUUCCUGUCUGGGGUCACCUCCAUGUCGCGGGACUCUCCCAUCGGAACCCUAGGAAGGGACCUUGUCACGGACUUCCAGUCCGGUCAGAGGGAUGAGCUGGAGUGGCGUCUAGGACAGGAGCGAGUCGUGGAGCCCCAGGGCCAAGGCCCGGCCCAGAGCAGGGGAGCGUCGGGACACAGUAAAUACCACAGGCCCCUGGCUUUAAGAGCAGAGCUCCGCGACACGGCUGGCGCUGAGGCCCAGUUCCGUCUGGAUCAUGAACGCAGGCUGAGAGCUGGGCCGGACGACCGCGAGGUCAUCUUUGGUCCUAUGACACAGGAGGAGGAGCGGAGGCGUCUGGAGGUGCGUCGGGGGGGUCUGGAGCUGCAGGGGCUGCAGCAGCCCCACGAGGCCCCCUGGCUCCAGGAGAGAGCCCUGCUGCAGCACGAGGUGGGCCUGUUUCGCCACAACACCAUCCUCUUCUACAUGAAGCUGCGGUGGAUCCUCACGCACUGGAGGCUGGGCCGCCGGGCCGACCAGGGGGACGAGGCCGGGCACUCUGAGUAUGAGAAGUUGGAGAACAUUCCAGAGCUGGCAAUUAUCAUGGAGCAAGGGGAGGGGGAGAUGGAGAGAGAGGAGAGGUCCUCCAUCCCUCAAACCCCAGGGGACACCCCAGACCAUGGACCUAUGGUUGUGCUCCAUUCCCCUGAACAUCUGCAGCACCAGAGACAGGUGGGGGAGAACCGUCGGGUGCUGCAUGCCCUGCGGAUGUUGCUGGAGGAGUUCCGGACUGAGCUGAGGGAGGAGGAGACCAGGCGGUGCCAGCUGCAGCAGAGCUACGCCAACGAGAAGGCCUCCUGGGAGGUGAAGUGGGCAGAGAUGAAGUGCCACGUUGCACAGCUGGAGGCGACACGGGCGGAGGUGAGAGGGGAGGCCCAGGGCGGAGCUGGAGCUCGGGGCGGGGAUGGAGGAGGAGGAGGAGGAGAGCCGGACUGGGCCUUCCAGCGGGAGAGGGAGGAGCACCGGCAACUCCUGGCAGACAGCCACAGCACCUCCCUGGACCUGCGCUGGAAGCUGCAGCACAGCGAGAAGAGGUGGGGCCGGGAGAGGGCGGAGCUCCUGGAGCGCUUCGACCGCGAGAGGCAGGAGUGGGAUGGCAGCAUGAGGGACAUGCAUCGCAAGAUGGACAGGUUACAGAGAGAGGUGAAUGUCCGCCGUACCGAGGGCUCACCCGCUGAUGUCAAAGAUGGGGUGGGCCACAGGGGCCUGUUCUCACCCCAGGACAGCCCCUGUAAGCCCCCCCGGUCACCCCACUCCCCUCGCUCCCCCUGUCCGGCCACCGGCCCUGCCCCUGUCAUACCCACGCGAUCCCACUCGGACUCGGAGGCCGUGCUGGGGGAGCAGGGGGCUGUGGUGAGGCUGAAAGGGCCCACGGAGAACCUCUUCCUGGAUGCUCUGUCGCUGGACCCCCUGAGUGGGCUGGAGGUCCCCCUACCCUCCAGACUGGAGAGUGAGAAGAGGUUCCCCUGUGUGAAAGAGGCCCUUAAUGAGAUAUCAGACAUGGAGGCUCAGUCUGCCUUUGAGGAGGAAGAUAUAGGCUCUGGAAGCCUCCUCAGCUGUAAAGCUGCUGUGUCUCUCGUGUCUCCAUACAGGGCCAAGUCUGUCUGCUCCAUGAGUGAUUUCCAGCGCCUGAUGGACAGUUCUCCCUUCCUCCCUGACAAGAGUCGCCACGGUGACAGUGGCCAGGACGACGUCACCCCUCCUUUGUCCCCUGACGACCUCAAGUACAUUGAGGAGUUUAACAGCAAGGGCUGGGACUUCCCCUCGGCUCCCUCCCCCUCUGCCCUGGAGGCCUGGGGAGAGAGGCCAGGGGAGGGCCGGGUGGGAGAGCCUCCUUCGGAACCAUUCCAGCCAGCCUCCUGGUUCCUCACCACCAGCGCCACCCUGACCACCAACACCCUGAGCAGCCCCGAGCACUGCCAAAGGUCCCCCAUCCGUGGUAAUGGAGCGGGGGCUGCAGGGAGCGAUCACCAUGGGGUCCACGUCCUCCACAGCCCCACCAGACCAGGCGCCGCCCACCGUCCUGCAACCCCCGAGUCGGACUUCCUCUACGCUAAAGGGACAAAAGGCAGAGGUGCGGGCGAGCCUGGGGCAGGGGGGCCCGACGAGGUGUUUGGCAGUGGGAGGUGGCCCUGUGAGCUCCCCCGGCAUCACAAAGAGCUCCUGGAGGCAGGGGGUCUGCGGCCCCCUGCAGACCGCCCCCCGCUGUGCCCCACAGUGAGCUAUGCCUCCUCUCUGGAGCUGCAGCUGUCUCGAAACCUGAGCGACGACAUGAAGGAGGUGGCGUACUCCGUGCGGAACGCCAUCCGCUCCAGCCCGGGCCCCGAGCGCCCGGAGACGCGGCAGGUGCGCGACACGGCGUGCCAGACCAACGGCUUCACCACACGAGGCACCCAGACCACCCAGACCAUCAGCGUGGGCCUGCAGACGGACGUGCUGAGGAACCUGACCAGCAGCCCCCACCGCUGCCUCACGCCCAAGGGGGGCGGCUCCACGCCCAUCUCCUCGCCCUCCCGCAGCCUGAGGAAGAUCCAGUACUCCCCCGUGGUCCAGAACAAGUUCGAGAGGCCCUGCUGCUCCCCCAAGUGGGGCUCCCCCAAGCUCCAGCGCAAGCUCUCCACUUCCAGCAAGGCAGACCUGCCCACGACCGCACGCUCGCCCACCCCCACCACCCCCCAGAAGGGCAACAGCGAGUCCGCCUGGGCGCGCUCCACCACCACUAGAGACAGCCCCGUCCACACCAGCAUCAACGACGGCCUCUCCAGCCUCUUCAACAUCAUCGACCACACCCCGGUGGCCUACGACCCCCCGCCGAAGUUCACCAAGUCCCCUAGCCGUUCCAGGCCAGCUGAACCCGGCCCUCCAGGUGGUCCUGGGGGCCCCGCAGAGGCCAGGUCCCUGGGGGCAGUGCAGGAGUUCCUGAGGACAGUGAGGGGACGCUCCCCCAGCCCCGUGCAGCUGGUUGUGGAGACGCAGGGGGAGAGGACCCCCGAGGUGGUGAGCGUGCGCCAGGACCUGUCGGCCCCUCCGGGCUACACGCUGGCAGAGAACACGGCGCGCAUCCUCAACAAGAAGCUGCUGGAGCAGAGCUUCAAGGAGGACAAGAAGCUCCAGGGCGGCAGCCUCAGCAGAGAUGCCAAGCAGGGAGAGCCGGACAGAGGACAAGCUGGAUGUAUUGAGGACCUACCCCGCUCUCCUGUGGCCCCGCCCCUGGAGUCCUGCUUCCUGAGACCUGCUCGACCUGCCAACCGCCGCCCUCCCUCCCGCUGGGCGGCCCACUCCCCCUCCUCCUCCCCCCGGUGGUCUGAGGGCGCAGAGCGGAGGUUCACCUUCCCAGAGACCAGUAAGACAAUACUGGAACUGGAGGAGCCAGGAGCGGACAACUCUCCAGCAUGACCGCCAGGUCCUCCUCUGACGGGUCUCCUCCUCUACCUGCUCUCCUGUCGGAGCCUAAACAGACCUCUUACCUCAGAUCCCACUCGGGAAGACUCAGGAGGGACAGGAAGGGGUUGAGAUCCAGUAGCACCAGCUGACCAAUGAGGACAAAGAACCCAGAACUUUCUUUGUGGAGAACCUGGAAUGUACUGUAACAACAAUGACAACAACAACAAAAUCCAUAAGAGGUGCCUGUACACACAGUUAUUCAUAGGCCUGUAUGUGUGUGUAUAUAUGUAUGCAAUACAUGUAUGCAGGAAGUGUAUUUCAAUUACUGUACAACUAUUUUUCAGGAUACUCUAAAGGAAAACUAUAGAUCUGAUCCUGUACUUGUCCAAACAUAAAGGUUUACACAGUUUUUGUCUGUUUACACGUUAUCUUUCUUUUUGUUUAUUUGGACAUUUAGUACAAUGCACUAGUUUAUUCUGCCAACAAUCCAUAUUAAUGCUAUUUUCUUACGUUGAACAUGUUACCUUAAUUGCUUUUCCCAGCCUUUGAAGCUUGAAUGAAGAGUAUUCAGUUGUAUCUUGAGGAGACAAGACUCUUUCUACGGAAGCAGGGACACAUGAUGUCAAUUAAGAUGUUGAUGUGUUUAUUUAUUUAUUUGUUCAAAUGAAUGUUAAACUGUACAAACACUUAGAUAAGGGAAAAUUACAACUGAAUAACCUUAUGCAUAUUUGGAAGGCAGUUGUACAAAUAUCUGUAAAAUAUUUGCAUGCCUUUUGAACUAGCACUUUAGUGCAUGUACAGAAAUGCUGUCGUUACUGAUCAUCACUGAGCUCAAUGUAUGAAGAAAAAAAGAACAUUGUGAAUGUACACUUGAUUUAUCCUUUUGUUGUCCUUUAAUUUGCAUUGACUAAAGUAAAAACACCCAUUUUUAAAUUAUCAAUCUAUUAUACUGUCUUUGUACAGUUGUCACUAUGUAAUAGGAUCAGGUUUUUCUUUAACAAAGAAAAACGGGAUUGUAAAAAAAUAAAUGUUUUAAACAAGAGUCUAUGUUAAAAGUCUAAGUCAAUAGUCUAAUUGGUAAUAAACAUGAAUGUGU